AUGGAGGCUAUGACUGUAAGGGAGAUAACGCCUGACGCUGUCGAGAUCGCUGCGGCCAACUCCACACUUACGCCUGAUCAGUCUCUGAGAUAUAUCGACUUAAGCUUCAAGACUACUGAUGGUGCUACAGCCGCAUUCAUUGGUCUUCUGGACUCGGGGGCAAUGAUGCACGCCUGCUCUCCUCAAGGGUUUAACCGCCUCACGAGGGCCGGGGUAAGCAUCGAGAAUACUGGUCGGCAGUGUUGUGCUACCUUAGCCGCAGGGUCAAAAGUCCUGGGUUGUUCAAUCUUCCGUCUGAAACAUGUGCAUAAGCACUUGGAGUUCCCAACUGAGAUCGUCUUAAUCCCCAACUUGAACAGGGAUUUCCUCUGGAGUACCUCGGUUUUUAGAUCGUACUCUCUACCUACAGUCUGGAUAUUCGACUCAGCCGGGGACCGCUUACUCAGUCUCGUUGGCAAGCCUACUGCUGUUCAAGCCGCUUGGCGAGGGUUCCUACAGUCCCUGAAUGAGGCGGCUGGACAGUCUGUGGGUAUACCUGACAGUGCUGCAACCACGGACUCUACUCUCUCGAAGGACUUGUCCACUCUCUCUGUCGGGCUCGAUGAUGGUGCUCCCGAUUGUUCUAAGGAGUUCCUCGAGAUCGCAUUCUCGGAUGCCCGACCAUUAGUCGUCGCAGAUCCACCAUCUGAGAUCACAUCUGCGGUUACAUCGGAGGGCCCUCUGAAUCUCUCGUGUCCUUCCCGAUUCGGUCAUCUUAUCCGGUGGAUCGGCCGUCGACCUUCAAACGACUUCCGACCCUUCCUGGCCAAAGCACGCUCUUUGGCAGCACGCUUACAGGCUCAGAAUUUGUACGAGGUCUACGACAAUGAAAUUCAAAAUUUUCUGAAGAAUGGUUACAUACGGCCUACUACUAUCG
This is a messenger RNA of Perkinsus marinus ATCC 50983, 916 nucleotides long. RefSeq lists its product as hypothetical. Lineage: Eukaryota; Perkinsozoa; Perkinsida; Perkinsidae. The transcript has a single exon. The record is from RefSeq and is a predicted model, not a curated record. The annotation marks the transcript as partial.